AAGAUAAGGGCCAUGGCCCCUUUUGAAAAAUUGGCUUUUGUUGAUCGCAAGGUCAUAAUUCCAUUUGAUAGUACAUGUAUGCAUAGUUCUUCUCGAAACGAAUAGUACCAAGAAAUAAACAUGAAAAGCUUCUUUGAUUUCUCGCUGUGUACAUGUAUCUUGUCGGCAGCAUUGUGUGGGGCAAAGGGAGAGGUGGUGUACACUGUCUUUGCAGCCGCGGAGGGAGGCUGCCAAGUGGGGACGAACAAUAUUUCCACUGUGAUGGAUCCGCAGGCGCAAGAGAUUGGUUAUUGCCAAAAUCACGGCGUAGGAGCAAGCCUUUACAAUUCCAUCGAAGUGCUUAGUUGUACUGACAACUGUUUGUGCUUUAAGCAGUGGGCCUCGGACGAUGCAGACGGCAACUGUAACGAAUCCCUGGCACUUGGAUUCAACGUCAAGGUAUCCUGCUUUGACAAAUGUUUACAGGACUGUAAUGGGAAUAACUGUGGCGAUAUAGCCUUGCCAGGCUCGGCUACCACUCGGUUGCAACUCACGCUCACAGGGUCGUCAGCAGCAAAUUUAAUAUGCGCGACACCUGUGUCGGAAGACGAAUUCGUCUGCGAAACCACCGGUAUGAUUAAAGACUCAGACGGAGACAUUGUGGAUGACUUCGAAAUGAAAGAUACUGAUUCAGAAGCUCAGUCUCAUGAUGAUUCAGAUGCAUCCGAUGGCAAUCCGCCUCAAGAACCAUCUGGUGCGCCUCAAGAACAAUCUGGUGCCGCGACUCAAGAACCAUCCGGUGCCGGAAAUAUGGUCCCUACUCUGAGCACAUCCUUGUCGUUUUCUGUAUUAGGUAUUGGUUUUGGUUUCCUCCUGCUGAGCUCUGUUACGAGUGAUUCUUGUUCCAAAUUCUGAAAGCAUAAGCUAGUAUAUGUAACGCUGCACUGCCGACGAAU
This is a messenger RNA of Seminavis robusta, 935 nucleotides long. Lineage: Eukaryota; Bacillariophyta; Bacillariophyceae; Naviculales; Naviculaceae. The record is from the annotation of a GenBank genome assembly.